Molecule: messenger RNA, 1614 nt
Organism: Rhinocladiella mackenziei CBS 650.93
Lineage: Eukaryota; Fungi; Ascomycota; Eurotiomycetes; Chaetothyriales; Herpotrichiellaceae
Exons: 1
Coding region: 1-1614 (537 amino acids)
Source: RefSeq, a predicted model, not a curated record
AUGGCAUCACGGCGUGGACGAGGAAGGGCAAACAGUAGAAGUAACAGCAGCAACGACAACGACCAUCAAAACAGUCCUGACUUCCUUUGGAUCAAUCGUGGCCCUGAAUCUGAAAGGUUAUCUGCUACCAGACAAGAACGAGAUGAACUUCGAACCAUCACCAGUCAUGCCAGACAAUGGAGGGCGGCUUUGAGGCGUCAACAGAGGCUCGACACCGCUCAAAAUCAGGCCACUCGAGCGCAAAGUAUUGUGGGCUGGAGUAGACAGGGCAAUCUGUCUGAGGCCAGCUCUGCCGAGACUUCGUCUGCUCCUUCUCCAACGCCUUUGACUCACAUCACACGCAACGGUACCGACCCUUUUUUGUAUUUGGAAACCCCAGAUGACGCUUGGUGGUCCCAUCAUGCUUUUCAAUAUGCGGUGGGGAGCUGGCUGCCUUCCAUCUUCCAGGAUUUGGAUGUUCUGGAUGAAAACAUGGCUUCUCCUGCCUCUUCAGUCGCGACGAUAGAUCGCAUCGUUCAAGGUUGUCUGGCUAAUAGGAUGCAUAUGUUUUCAUUGCUUGCGGCCAGUUCUGGUUUUCUCAAAUAUGUCCUGAGGCUUCCGCUCGAACGGCAUGACUCUCCAGAAUAUUGCAUGGGCAGGGCUCUGGAAUAUUUACGACAUCAACUGGUCAGUGAUCCACGUGCCAACGAACUUCUCAUAUUCGAUCUUCAAGCACUUUCCACUUUUGAAAGAUAUGUGGACAACUUUGAAGGCGCCAGAACACAUCUUCGAAUGGUCGUGCAUCUCGUCAGAGCAAUGGGAGGACUGAACAUUCUCGAGCUUCCCAUGCAACUGCUUUGUUGGCUGUGGGAUUUGUUGGUGGCAGGUGGCGCGGGAGAAGCGCCUCUCAUGGCACUGACUUGGGAUCCCGGAUUACUGCCCAGUGACACAAUGCGAGGAGAGAUUCUACCACACUUGGCUCAAAAUGGAAUUGUUCCUAGUGACUCGACCAUGCUUGAAUAUUCUGCCGCAGUGCAACACGAACUUUCGCUGAUCAUUGCUGACGCGGUGGAAUGGUUUCGAGUGGAGCAAUCUGUUUGUCUCCUCAACUUCACGCCAUCUCCAAUAGAGGCGUGGGCUAGGAGACGAUCGUAUGCACUUGUUCAUCGUUUACUUUCAUUCUACACCCACUCUCCCUCAGGGACGUCUUCGCCAGAACUUCUACAACCUGCACUUUCGGAGAGUGUGAAGCAGGCCAUUCUGUGUCUCAUUUCAGACAUGGAAUCUGUGCGACGUUCUCAACUAGAUUCCUCAUCCAAUAGAGAUUCCUCAUCCAUUACAUGGGCCAACCCCAGUCGCCUACGCCAGGCUUUGAGCACAAUGAUGCAAUCCAGUGAAGACUGGGCGGUACAUCACGAAGAGAUAGUCUUCUGGAUGGCAUGCGUGGGAGCGCAAAAUUCCUCAGAGCACCACCCAGAUGACCGCCACUGGUUUCUGGGUCUCGCCACACAAAUCGCUCGCAGGCGAGAUAUUUCGAGCCCGGACGGCUUGGUUCAACUCAUGGCCAGAUAUCUACAUCGAUGUGAGCCUUCUGGUAUGCCAGACGUUUCUGGGCUGGAAAGUAUUUUGGGAUAA